AUCAAGGGAGUGAAUGGCAAAAUGGGAAUGAGAAUUAUGGUGGGAUUGGUGGCUGUCAUGGCGGCGGCGGCGGCGGCGGCGGUGGUUUUGUUGGCAACUUCAAAAUCAUCUCAAGUUUUUCUAAGUAGUAAGCUUCUUGGGAGUCCUCAUUUCAUGUUCUCAAUCUUCAACUCUAUAAUUCUUCUCAUAAUUGUGACAUACCAUCGGCCACCACUUCAUCAAUCUCCCUAUCAUAUACGAAAAGGGUCGUGCUACCUAGAGUCGUAUCAAGGGUACUAUACCCCUUGUCAAAACAUUGAAUUCUAUGCUUGUGACGAUGAACAUGACAGUGACGAUGAAUAUGAAGAUGACAGUCAAAAUGAGAAAGACGAAAUCGAGCAAUUAAAUGAAGAUGAAACCGAGCAAUGUGAUGAAGAAGAUGAAGACGUUGAUGAUGAGGAUGAUACUGAGCGAUGUGAUGAAAAAGACAACGACGAUGAACUGGAGAAGAGGAUAGAAGAAUUCAUAGCUAAAGUGAACAAGCGAUGGAGAGAAGAGAAGUUACGAGACAAUUUGUUUAAUCAAUUUUGUUCGAGUAAUGUUUGUAUUUGAAAUUAAAUUGAAGUGAUAAAAAU
Messenger RNA from Cucurbita maxima (winter squash), 614 nucleotides. RefSeq names its product acidic leucine-rich nuclear phosphoprotein 32 family member B-like. NCBI's taxonomy places the organism in Eukaryota, Viridiplantae, Streptophyta, Magnoliopsida, Cucurbitales, Cucurbitaceae. The record is from RefSeq and is a predicted model, not a curated record. The coding region runs from base 22 to 591 and encodes 189 amino acids. The transcript has 2 exons.